Camellia sinensis is the source of this 1782-nucleotide messenger RNA. RefSeq names its product Protein kinase superfamily protein (gene RIPK). Gene Ontology annotation, molecular function: protein kinase activity; ATP binding. Lineage: Eukaryota; Viridiplantae; Streptophyta; Magnoliopsida; Ericales; Theaceae. The record is from RefSeq and is a predicted model, not a curated record. Gene Ontology annotation, biological process: protein phosphorylation.
CUCCAACCCAUUCCUCAUCUUCACCUCCCUCCUCAUGACUCAUUCUCUCAACAUCUAAAAACCCUUCAACCCUCCUCACAUCACCACUACCUCUAGCAAUGACUGUCAAAAGGAUAACAUGGAGAUCUCUCAUCUUAAGCUGUUACAUGACUGAGAACCCAUCACCAAAACCAACCAAGAAAGCUAUUGUUUCGAAGCAGAGUUCGUUUCAGAGGAUUUCUAUGACGGAUUUGAGCUCGUCCACGUUGUCUGAGGACUUGUCGGUGUCACUUGCUGGAUCAAACCUCUAUGUUUUUACGGUUGCGGAGCUGAGAGUGAUCACCCAGAACUUCUCUCAGAGUAAUUUUCUCGGCGAAGGCGGGUUUGGACCGGUUCAUAAAGGGUUCAUUGAUGAUAAGCUCAGGCCUGGUUUGAAGGCUCAGCCUGUGGCUGUUAAGCUCCUGGAUUUAGAUGGCACUCAAGGUCACAGGGAAUGGCUGACAGAAGUGAUCUUUCUUGGGCAACUGAGACAUCCACAUCUAGUGAAGCUAAUUGGAUACUGUUGUGAGGAAGAACAUAGAUUACUUGCAUAUGAAUAUAUGCCUCGAGGCAGCUUGGAAAAUCAACUAUUUAGAAGGUACUCGGUAUCACUUCCAUGGUCGACAAGAAUGAAAAUAGCUCUUGGAGCUGCCAAGGGACUUGCCUUCCUCCACGAGGCCGAAAAACCAGUCAUAUAUAGAGAUUUCAAAGCUUCAAACAUCUUGCUAGACUCUGAUUACACUGCAAAACUCUCAGAUUUUGGGCUUGCAAAGGACGGUCCAGAGGGAGAUGACACGCAUGUUUCAACUCGAGUCAUGGGCACACAUGGCUAUGCUGCUCCUGAAUACAUCAUGACCGGCCAUUUAACAGCAGCAAGUGAUGUGUACAGCUUUGGAGUAGUGCUUUUGGAGCUUCUAACGGGUCGGAGAUCGGUUGACAAAACCCGGCCUCACAGAGAACAGAGCCUAGCAGAGUGGGCAAGGCCUCAAUUGAAGUGCCCAAGAAAGCUUGGCCGAAUAAUGGACCCGAGACUUGAGGGCCAGUAUUCUGAGACGGGGGCCCAAAAGGCAGCCCAAUUGGCCUAUGAAUGCCUGAGCCACAGGCCCAAACUUAGGCCCACAAUGAGCUCUGUGGUCAAGACCUUGGAGACUCUAAAGGAUUAUGUUGAUAUUCCAAUGGUAACAUUUGUGUACACAGCUCCUGGUGAGAGUGAUUCGAAUAAGGAAAGUGUGAAGGAAUGCGAUUCGCCGCCGAAGGAGUUGAAGAGAGAGAAUGGAAACCAAAAUUACGGAAACCGACACCAUGGUCACAGGCACCACCGGACAAAGUCACCGAAGUCACAAAGCGUUUACUCGGAAACCGCUCUAAACCAAAAUAUAAAAAAUGGGUUGAACUCACCCAGAAAGGCAUAGGCUAGUAGAAUUUUAGAUGAUGGAAUCGCCAAAGAUUUGACCUUUAUGAGUUCUGUCUCUAACUCACUAGAGGCCCGGGAAACAAAGAGAAAUGCUUACAAACGAGAUAUCCAACAAGAAGAAGGAAAAGGAUUGAAUGGAGGAACUCCCAAACAUUUGGCAAGUAGAAUUGUAAAUCACACUGUAAAUACAGAUUUUUCAAGGGGUUGUUUUGGCACAAAAGUGUAAGGAUUCUUGUGAGGACAUGCUGAUUUUUUGAAAUAAUUCUUUCAAUCUUUUUUUCCCUUUCGUUUUUUCCAUCUGCUGGAAUAGUGCAGUUUGAAUUAUAAUGAAGCAACAACAAACUGUUUCA